CAAAUGUGGCACUCCAACCCCACAUCCCGCUUCUGCUCCUUAUUGAUUGCAAGGCAAUAGCGCAAUUUCCACCUGAUGAAAGCCAGAGAAGAGGCAAACUUGCCUGAUAUGUUCCCCUUUCUUCGUAAGCGGGAUUUCGUCUGGCUCGUAGUGUCGAUCGAGUAGUUUCAGCCAAUGCAAACGCGACAUGUACAAGCGUGCCGCUGCUGAGUAAGAAGUGAUCAUGUCCAUCCCGAGCAGGAGAUGUUGCCCGGUGUGAAAUGCCCCUCACCACCAGAUUUAAACUUUAAACCCCUCCUCACCUGCUUCAUUACCGCUCUCAUCCUCAACCCAGCUCCCUCAAGCCAAGGCACACCAACCUCACCAACACAGUAGAGACUUUUAACAGAAUGAAGGCCUACUACUACGACGACCUCCCCGGCGAUCAACGCCUCCCGCACGAUUCCCAGAUGCCGCUCUCUGAGUCGGAACUCUCGGCUCUUGGGGUGCUAUACUUUCACAUGCCCGAGCUGUCGGAGGUGGACGCGCUGGCGGCCGAUCGCGGGUACAAGAACCGGGACGAGAUCACGGUAUCGCCCGAGAAGAUGGGCGAUGCGUACGAGGCCAAGGUCAAGAUGUUUUUUGACGAGCACCUGCACGAAGACGAGGAGAUCCGCUAUGUCCGGGACGGGCGGGGGUACUUUGAUGUGCGGGACAAGGGGGAUCGCUGGGUGAGGAUUGCCUUGGAGAAGGAUGAUCUGAUUAUCUUGCCUGCGGGGAUUUACCAUCGGUUCACCACUGAUGAGAGCAAUUACAUCCAUGCCAUGCGCCUGUUCAAAGAGGAGCCCAAGUGGACGCCCUUGAACCGUUCUGCCGAGGUGGACGAGAACCCGUACCGGAAGGAUUAUGUUGGGCAAUACCUCACGUACGCAAAGUAAUACAUCUGCGUCAUGGCCGGUAAUGGUCAUCAACUAAGCGUAUCGAUUGCUGCUUGAACAUUGUGCGGUUCUCUACCCCUUCGUGGUCUGUGCUGCUGG
Parathielavia appendiculata is the source of this 1016-nucleotide messenger RNA. Its product is annotated as Acireductone dioxygenase. The transcript has 4 exons. Gene Ontology annotation, molecular function: acireductone dioxygenase [iron(II)-requiring] activity. Bases 390 to 917 code for a protein of 175 amino acids. The record is from RefSeq and is a predicted model, not a curated record. Lineage: Eukaryota; Fungi; Ascomycota; Sordariomycetes; Sordariales; Chaetomiaceae.